UUUCCGGGGAGCUGCUUGAGCCCUUGGCUGCCUACGCCCUUCGAAGUGCGGCCGGCCGCCCCCUCCCCCGAGACAUGGAUGCCCUGGAACUUGCCAGAAAGCUGCAGGAGGAGGCCACGUGCUCCAUCUGCCUCGAUUACUUCACGGACCCCGUGAUGACGGCCUGCGGCCACAACUUCUGCCGGGAGUGCAUCCAGCUAACCUGGGAGAAGGCUAAGAGCAGGAAAGGGGGCAAGAAGAGGCGGGGCUCCUUCCCCUGCCCCGAGUGCCGCGAGCUGUCCCCUCAAAGGAACCUGCGGCCCAACCGCUUGCUGACCAAGGUGGCCGAGAUGGCGCGGCAGCACCCGGCUUUCCAGAGGCGGGACCUGUGCAGGGCGCACCAGGAGCUGCUGAAGCUCUUCUGUGAGGACGACCAGAGCCCCAUCUGUGUCGUCUGCAGGGAGUCCCGGGUGCACCGGCCCCACAGGGUGGUCCCCAUAGAGGAGGCUGUGCAGGAGUACAGGUUGAAGCUGGAGGCGGACAUGGGGCACUUCCGGGAGGAGUUGAUGAAGACGGGGAAGCUGCAGGCCAGGGAGAAACAGGCCUUGGCUGAGUGGCAGGUGAAGGUUAGGGAGCAGAGACAGCGCAUCCUGGUGGAGUUUCAAAAGAUGGGCCUCCUCCUUGUGGAGGAGGAGCAGCGUGUCCUCCAGGCCCUGAAGGAGGAGGAGGAGGAGGUGGUGGCCAAGCUGCAGGAGAGCUCAACCACCCUGGAGAGGCAGAGCCACGCCCUGGAGAGGCUGCUGCUGCAGCUGGAGGACAGGAAUCAGCACACACCCCUGCAGAUGCUGCAGGACAUGAAGGAGCUCCUGAGCAGGAAGAAUAGCCUGAGUGUCCAGUACCCGGAGGCCACCCCGACCGUGCUGAGGACCGUCUGCAGGGUCCCUGGGCAGAUAGAGGUGCUCAAGAGUUUUCAAGAGGAUGUGGUGCCGGACCCCACCACCGCAUACCCCUACCUCCUGCUGUAUGAGAGCCGGCAGAGGCGCUACCUGACGCCGCCCCUGGGCGGCGUGCCCCCCAGCAAGGACCGAUUCCUGGCCUACCCCUGUGCGGUGGGCCAGCAGACCUUCUCUUCCGGCAGGCACUACUGGGAGGUUGGCAUGAACCUCACGGGCGAUGCACUCUGGGCACUGGGCGUGUGCAGGGACAACGUGAGCCGCAGGGACAAGGUCCCCAAGUCCCCUGAAAAUGGGUUCUGGGUGGUGCAGUUGUGCAAGGGGAAGAAGUACCUGCCCGUCAUGGCCGCCCCAACCCCCGUCACGCUGGCCGAGCCCCCCAGCCACAUGGGGGUCUUCCUGGACUUCGAGGCAGGGGAGGUGUCCUUCUACAACCUGAGGGAUGGCUCCCACCUGCACACCUACGCCCAGCGUGAAUUCUCCGGCCCCCUGCAGCCCUUCUUCUGCCUCGGGGCCCCCAAAUCAGGCCAGAUGGUCAUCUCUACAGUGACCCUGUGGGUGAAGGGCUAGGGGCAGAGGCUGGGGCAAUGUGGGCAGCCAGUGUUUCCUGGGAAGGUGGGACCGCGCAGCUCAGCGCAGGCCACCUGCCAGGUUUCUUUCUUUCUGCUGGCACCUUGGUGAGCCCCCAGCCGUGCAAGGCACUUUCACUAAAAUGAAACAUAAUCCCGAUUAAAGCAGUUAAUGA
Neogale vison (American mink) is the source of this 1677-nucleotide messenger RNA. It is a transcript of the gene TRIM17, whose product is annotated as tripartite motif containing 17. Lineage: Eukaryota; Metazoa; Chordata; Mammalia; Carnivora; Mustelidae. The transcript is spliced from 7 exons. The record is from RefSeq and is a predicted model, not a curated record. The coding region runs from base 75 to 1502 and encodes 475 amino acids. Gene Ontology annotation, molecular function: protein binding; zinc ion binding.